Messenger RNA from Kluyveromyces lactis, 1695 nucleotides. It is a transcript of the gene BIO5, whose product is annotated as Bio5p. The record is from RefSeq and is a predicted model, not a curated record. The coding region runs from base 1 to 1695 and encodes 564 amino acids. The transcript has a single exon. Gene Ontology annotation, cellular component: membrane. Gene Ontology annotation, molecular function: transmembrane transporter activity. Gene Ontology annotation, biological process: transmembrane transport. Lineage: Eukaryota; Fungi; Ascomycota; Saccharomycetes; Saccharomycetales; Saccharomycetaceae.
AUGUCUUCAGUUUCUUCUUGCUCCCUUGGUACGACAUCCGUGUCUCAAAAGGAGGGAAAACUUGCCCGUAAUUAUUCAUGGUGGCCAUUGAUUGGAAUGUCGUUCUCUCUGACAAAUUCAUGGCUUGGAGUGUCUUCAUCGUUCGUUGUGGGACUUUCAGGUGCUGGUCAGCCAAUUGUUGUUUACGGCCUUAUAUUCGCUUUUGUGCUGACUUUAAUGUGUGGAUAUUCGCUUUCAGAAUUCUCCCGUUUACUUCCAAACAGUGCUGGAACCAGUUUCUGGACAUUUAAACUUCUCGAGAAAAAUGCGCCCGGUGAUGUCGAAGAGCUUUCGGUUACGAGGAAAGUAUCAAGUGCUCUUGAAAUUAGCAAAUCGGUUGACAAUGAGGGGAAAGUUAAAGAAAAUAGUGUCGUAAAUUUGAGUACUAUGUACUCGAAUAGCUGUACUUCAUCAUUUCAAAAGAAUAUGGCGAUAGCAGUCGGUUUGAUUAACUAUUUUGGCUGUGUAUUCACGACAGCAAGUAUUGUAUCUGCAUUGGUCUACAGUAUCAUGGGUAUUCACUCCAUUCUUCAUCCCUCUUUCGAGCUGAAACAGUGGCAUACUUUCAUAUUAUAUGAAAUCCUUACCGUUUUCUUAACCGUCUUCAAUUGCAAUUACAGAUGUUUACCAUUUUUGUCCUCUUUUGGGUUAGCUAUGUCACUUCUUUCAUAUGCCAUCACUUUUAUCCUCUGCUUAGUUUCACGAAGCAACUCCAUUUCGGAACAACCUUGGCCUAAAAGCGAGGACAUCUUCUACAAGUUCCACAAUAAUACCGGUUGGAAAUCUAAUGGAAUGGCAUUCGUGGUUAGCUUAAUCAAUCCAUUAUGGUCAUUCGUGGGGAUCGAUUCCGCAACACACAUGGUGGAUGAGGUUGGUCAUGUUGCAGCGCAAGUUUUGGUUCCUAAAGUCAUCAUAACUACAAUUUUCAUAGGUUUCAUUACGAGUUUUUCUUAUUCUAUUGCGCUCUUUUACUGCGUUCGUGAUACAGCUGCCGUAUUAGAAUCAAUCGCACCAGUAGUGACAAUUUAUUAUCAGGCUACAGGAAAUAGAAACUUGGCGGUUUUCAUGCAAGCAUCUACCAUCGUGGCCGGAUUAACAUGCGGGGUUGCCAGUGGAACAUGGCAAUCAAGAAUGUUGUGGUCGCUAUCGAGAGAAAUGGAAACCAUGAGGCCAGAUGGAAUCUUAUCCGGAUUUGUAACAGCUAGGUUUGCAACUAUCGAUUCCGUCAACAAAGUUCCUUUAUAUGCGCACUUCUUCUCACAAGCACUAGUCGUGAUCAUUGGAUGCAUUAUGUUGGGCAGUACUAAGGCUUUCAAUGCUAUCGUAUCUGCUGCAGUGACGCUUUUAAUUGUGUCAUAUGCUAUUCCUAGUUUGAUUUUACUGGUUAGAGGCAGGAACAAAUUUAUUGCAAAGUGUGAAAGGGAAACUGCAAAUGAGACGGAUAUUGUACCAAAUAAAUACUCCAUGUGGCUUAAAAAAUGGGGUGUGAUCCCACAUACACUAACAGUAGCAUACGCAUUGUUUUGUGUUGUUAUGUUGUCUUUCCCUUAUGUGAAACCAGUUACCUCUUCCAACAUGAACUACGUCUCAGUCGUUUAUGGUGCUAUUGCCUUGAUAAUUGGGUUAGUUAUAUUGCUGUUUAAUAGCAUCCCGUAA